AUGUCGGCUUUGGGGCCUUCUGGGGCUAACCCCCAUGCUGGUCUGAACUUCAACCAGGCCAACCUCAGACGAAAUCCGGCCUUCCCUCCGCCUCACACGAAUCAACAGAACAAACAGUCACCGGCAUCCCACUCAGGAUCUCCCUACCAGCCACACGCCUACACUGCUCAACCUCCGCCGCAGGCAUAUCACCAACAUCUCUUCACCCCCCAGCUUAAUGGAAAUGUCCCCAAUGGCACUUCGAGAUCAUCCAACUCUCAUCUACACAAUGCUAUCAAUGUUCCACGGCAACGGGCAGCCCCCCCGAGGCAGCAGAUGCCUCAACCUGCACCUCAAGCCAACCCUUCUCCCAUGCUGUUCUCAACCUCGAUGCCACAGCCGGUUCAGCAUGACUCGCUGAUUGCUCAUCACCAACAGCAGCAACAACAGCAGCAGCAGCACCAGGGACUUCCUCAUCCUGCGCAUCAGUCUCAUCCGGGACACCAAAGCCACCAAUCUCACCAGGCUCACCAGCAGCAUCAGACUGUUUCUAGCCACCAGGGACAUCCGGGACAUCAAGGUCAACAAGUUCACCAGCCCCAUCCACAGCAACAGCAACAGCAGCAGCAACAGCAGCAGCAGCAACAACAACAAGCCCAGUCCCAUAGCCAUCAGCAGCAACAACAUCAUUCGCAGCACUUGAGCCAGAGUCGGUCGCAGCCGCAUCAGAUGACUCAACAGCAUCAACCGCAGCAGCAACAACAGUAUUCGUCGCAACACCAACAUUUGCAGCAGCAGCAACAGCAGCAACAGCAGCAGCAGCAGCAGCAGCAGCACCAACAACAACAGCAGCAGCAGCACCAACAACAGCAGCAGCAGCAACAGCAGCAUCAACAGCAGCAUCAUCAGCAGCAGCAGCACCAACAACAACAACACCAACCCUCGGCACCAUCAGUGAGCCAACCUCAACCUCAGCACCAUCAUCGGCAACCCCCACCUCAGCAACCACAGCCUCAGCAGCAGGCUCCACCACCUCAGCAAGCCCAGCAGCUUCCCCAGGUCCAGCAGGUAAAGGCGCAGAUGCAAACCCAGCCUAUUGCUCAGCCCAAGUCUUCACGAGCCUCUCACACGCCUCAGCAACAAACUUUGACGCAACCGCCCCCCCCACAGGCGAUUCAGCAGCAAGAUGUUGUAUCGAAGCAGGAAAAUCAGGCGGGCGACAACAUGGAGGUCGACAACCAGCAGGACGGUGAUGAUGACACAACUGCCAUUGACUCCAGCAAGAUGAUGGACGACUCGUCGUACAUCCCAAGCCAACCGUUGGGAGAAUUAAUGUCCCCCCCUCCCGAGGGUGGUAGUUACCCCACGCUUGAAGCGGUCCAAAAAGCGGUGCUGAAAUAUUGUACGUCGGUCGGCUAUGCUAUUGUCAUUGGCAGAUCAAAGAAGACAGUUCCGGGGCUGAAGAAAGUUUUGUUCGUGUGCGAUCGAGCUGGCAAGCCUCCGAAUCGCGUCAGCCCCGAGUUUCGCAAGAGGAAAACGUCCUCACGCAAGUGCGAUUGCCCAUUUGGGUUCUUCGCUAUCGAGCAGAGAACGCAGUGGACGAUCCGGUAUCGCCCAGACCGAGCGCAUCUGCAGCACAACCACGGGCCCAGCGAGGGCCCAUCAAACCAUCCAGCCGCUAGGAAGCUCAGUAGCGAGAUGGUCACAGCAGUGAAGCACCUCAAAGAGAGUGGUAAGGACCUACCCAAAUCCCAGCUACAGUUUGCUCGUAACGCAGACUCACAAGUUGUAGGCGCUGGCGUUUCAGAGACCUUGGCCAUUCUGCAGAAUGACAACCCGGACUGCCACCUGAUUCCCCGGGACAUCUACAAUGCACGAGCGGCCAUCAACAGAAACCCUUCAAAGUCCUCGACUGGGAUUACGGAACCUCAGCCGAGCAUUUACACGAAGCAGGUGACAUCGUCGGAGGACAAGAUCAGGGCAGAGCUGCGCCAGCAACUGUCCAAAGCUCGAGAAGACCUUAAGAAGGUCGAGGAAGAGAAACAGAAAGAAAUCGACCAGCUCAAGUUGGAAAUUGAAGAGAAGGACAAGCAGAUCAAACGAUUUGAAAUGUUUAUUGAUAUUUGCAAUCAGCGUGUUAUGGUGCAAAGAGAGCGACUUCUGGACGGGAUCCCGGCACCUGGGAACAAUUCAAGUGCUUGA
Messenger RNA from Clonostachys rhizophaga, 2181 nucleotides. The record is from the annotation of a GenBank genome assembly. Lineage: Eukaryota; Fungi; Ascomycota; Sordariomycetes; Hypocreales; Bionectriaceae.